AUGACAUCGCAAAUUUUUACUAAGAAGAAAUCGAAGCCUAUAACACCAACACCAUUAUCACAUGUGAUACAGUCGAAAUCACCGGAUAGAACUGGAUCACGUUCGUCAACUUCCGCAUCAUCUAAUGUUAGUCGUUCACCGCGUCCAAGAAGUAAAGCAAGCAGUACAUCAAUUAGAAACGUAAUGCAAGAUAACACAACAACAACAACUACUACUACAACCACAACAACAACAAAUGCUGCAGUCGUAUCAUCGAAGCGUUUGGUCCGAAAAGGCUUAGAAGUUUCACCGGCAAUGCUGGAAUUUUUCGGGAUGAAACCAAUUACACAUCCAAAUGCGUGUUUUCAAUUUAUGGAAGAACGUGAUGUACCAUCGUCUAAAAAAGAUAAAACAUGUGGAGAAGCAACGAAAGGCAAUCUUUCAACUACUACAAGUGGUAACAGUAAUGCGGAUGAAGUAGCUGAAAACAGACAUAUGAAAGGAUAUGAAAAAUAUUUGGGAGAACCAGGACCAGAGCAUUUUCCUGGUGUGGAAAAUGGAAAAGAGGAUACAAGUGAUCGUUAUAUGGAUAAUAUGAUUCAAAUAAUAAUGGAUGAAAAAGAGAAAGAGAAAGAAAUAGCAUUAGGCCAAAUGAUGAGUAGUAUAUCGAGAGAAGAAAUAAAACGACUUGCCAAGAAUAGCUUAGGCCAUGAGUAUCAACAAACACAUGAGCCUGGUCCGGAAUAUUUCAGCCGUACGACUGAUGAUGAGAAUGGAACGACUAAGAUAGAUGAUGAAGGGAUAGAGAGCAAUGGCUUACCAAUAUCGGCUAUACGAGCUGAAGUGGUAAGUCGUGGUGCACCAGCUGCAGCAUGUAAUAUAGCAAAAGAAGGCGGAGGCAUCGAAGUAGACGCAUUAAUGAUGGUGACAACGAAUGCGACAGCGGAUGCGAUGAAAUCAUCAGUUGAAGGAGUAGCAGCAGUAGCAGUAACACUAGCACCACCAGCAUCAGCAACAAUAACAACGACAACAAUAAUACCGGUAACAGAAACAUCAAUGGAUUCCGGAAGCGGUGGUACAUUUGGAGCUAUACUUAUUAAGGGCGCACAAAUUAUUAAUGAUGAUUCAAUCUAUAUAGCUGAUGUACUCAUCCAAGAUGGCAUCAUCCGGGAGUUGUCGAGUAAGAUCCAGGAACCACAUGGAGCACAGAUUAUUGAUGGUACCGAUAAAGCAUUAAUGCCUGCGGGUAUCGAAAUUUAUACGGAAUUCUCAUCACUAGAUUCUGCAGAUGAAUUCGAAACCGGUUCAAAAGCUGCAUUAGCUGGUGGCACCGCUACGAUAAUUGAUGUAAUCCAACCAAAGCCACAAGAAACAUUACUUAAUGCAUAUGAUCGUUUAUGCAAAGUUGCGCAAUCAAAAUCAUUGUGUAAUGUUGCAUUCAGUGUAGUAAUUUCCGAAUGGAAUGAUAUGAUUAGAAAAGAAAUGAAUACAUUAGUACAUGGCAAAGGCAUUAACAGUUUUAUUAUUAAUAUCCAGAAGGAUGAGCAACUUUUUGAGAUUUUGGAGUACUGUCGAAGUCUUAGAGUUCAUGCUCGUAUGAUUCCGGAAAAUAAAGAUAUCAUUGCUUUGUUGGAAAAACGAGUACGUGCAUCUGGUAUUAGUGAUACGGAAUGUUUCCAUCUUUCAAGACCGGAAGCGCUUGAAGCAGAUAUGGUCAAUCGUAUUUCUGUACUUUCUAAAUUGACUAAUUGUCCGGUUGCAGUGAUGUCGUUAUCUUCUCCAGGAGCUGCUGAAGUUUUGCUGCAACAACGUAGUAAUAUGCUUAUACCAGAGAUUCCCGUAACAGCAUUAGAUGAUGAAGAAAGCAAUUCAGCAUUGCAUACUUCAUGGAGAUAUGCUAAAUCACCUUCUGCAGUUAUAUCUUGUUUUUCUAAUUUACCAUUAUGCAUUUGUACAUCUGGUCGUUGUAAAAUGCGAAAAAAGGAUUCGGCCAUGGAAAAUUUCGCUCAAAAUGCCAUAUCCGCAGUGGAAGAAAGAAUGUCGAUGUUGUGGGUCAAAGGUGUCUUAUCGGGAUUGAUCGAUCCGAUGCGUUUCGUUGCUAUUACUAGUAGUAAUGCUGCUAAAGUGUUUAAUCUUUAUCCCAAAAAGGGAAGAAUUGCCGUUGGAGCAGAUGCGGAUUUGGUUUUAUGGAAAUUAACCAUGACGCAUCAAGCGUGCACUCUAAAUCAGCAUCCGUCGGUUUUCAAAAUGUCGACUGCCCACUCGAAACCUGUAAUGACCAUUUGUGGUGGACGAAUUGCUUACAGCAAUGGAAAGUUCGACAUAGAACGAGGUAACUUGAUGGGGCUUGGAUCGCAUUCUCCCUAUUUAUACUGUAUGUUGGAGCAGUUGGAAGGGGUGCAACUUAAUGGUGGCAUGAAUGACAGUAUAGCAUCGUAUAGCAAUCAUUCAAAUCUUAAAGAGAAUUGGAGUAAUAGUAGCCGAUCAUUUCCUGUGAAAAGCGUACAAAAGCAACAGUUCGAUUCAGUUUAUUCCGCAGCUCUCGAAGACACACGUGGUAUGCGUGCAUCCACAAAAGUACUGAAUCCACCAGGUGGACGUUCUACGGGAUUCUGGUGA
This is a messenger RNA of Brugia malayi, 2598 nucleotides long. RefSeq names its product Amidohydrolase family protein (gene Bma-unc-33). The record is from RefSeq and is a predicted model, not a curated record. Bases 1 to 2598 code for a protein of 865 amino acids. Gene Ontology annotation, molecular function: dihydropyrimidinase activity. Lineage: Eukaryota; Metazoa; Nematoda; Chromadorea; Rhabditida; Onchocercidae. Gene Ontology annotation, cellular component: cytosol. Gene Ontology annotation, biological process: pyrimidine nucleobase catabolic process. The transcript has 11 exons.